Messenger RNA from Trachemys scripta elegans, 2028 nucleotides. It is a transcript of the gene DRD5, whose product is annotated as dopamine receptor D5. NCBI's taxonomy places the organism in Eukaryota, Metazoa, Chordata, Testudines, Emydidae. Gene Ontology annotation, biological process: adenylate cyclase-activating adrenergic receptor signaling pathway. Gene Ontology annotation, cellular component: plasma membrane. The record is from RefSeq and is a predicted model, not a curated record. Gene Ontology annotation, molecular function: G protein-coupled receptor activity; dopamine neurotransmitter receptor activity.
AUGCUCCAGUCUCCAGGGGAGAAUCAGACUCUGCUCUUCCAGCCUCGCCCGCGUUCGCUGCUGUUGCAGCAGCCCGGGCCGCCUGCAGUGGGCGCUGGGGAGGGCGCAGGGGAGCCGCCUGUGGCUCCGGGGCCGGCGCAGAUAGUGGCUGGCAGCCUGCUGUCCCUGCUGAUUCUCUGGACGCUGUUCGGCAACGUGCUGGUGUGUGUGGCCAUCAUCCGCUUCCGGCACCUGAGGAGCAAGGUCACCAACAUCUUCAUCGUGUCCUUGGCCGUCUCUGACCUCUUGGUGGCCCUGUUGGUGAUGCCCUGGAAGGCAGUGGCUGAGGUGGCUGGCUACUGGCCCUUCGGGGCCUUCUGCAAUGUCUGGGUGGCCUUUGAUAUCAUGUGUUCCACUGCCUCCAUUCUGAACCUCUGUGUGAUCAGCAUGGACCGGUACUGGGCCAUCUCCAGCCCAUUCAGGUACGAGAGGAAGAUGACGCAGAGGGUGGCUUUGGUGAUGAUCAGUGUGGCUUGGGCUUUGUCUGUCCUUAUCUCCUUCAUUCCUGUCCAGCUCAACUGGCAUAAAGGUGGGGAUGUUGGUGGCGGUGGACCAGGCACUACCUCGGCAGCAGCGGGCACUGGCACCACCUGGGCGGAAGGGAUUGGCACCACCUGGACAGUAAUAUCAAAACCCUCUGAGGGGACCCCCGGCAGCAAUGAGACUCUUGAGGAACAGGCUGAGAGCUGUGAUUCCAGCCUCAACAGGACCUAUGCUAUCUCCUCCUCGCUGAUCAGCUUUUAUAUCCCUGUGGCCAUCAUGCUAGUCACCUACACACGGAUCUACCGCAUUGCCCAAGUGCAGAUCCGCAGGAUUUCCUCCCUAGAGAGGGCAGCCGAGCAUGCACAGAGCUGCCGGAGCAACCGCGUUGACUGCCACCACCACACCAGCCUCAAGACUUCAAUCAGAAAAGAGACCAAGGUCUUGAAGACCCUCUCAGUCAUCAUGGGAGUCUUUGUCUGCUGCUGGCUGCCCUUCUUCAUCCUGAACUGCAUGGUCCCCUUCUGUGAGAGCCCCCCUAAUGAUCCCCAUGCUGGCCUUCCCUGUGUCAGCGAGACCACGUUUAAUAUUUUUGUAUGGUUUGGCUGGGCCAACUCAUCCCUCAAUCCCAUCAUCUAUGCUUUCAAUGCUGACUUCAGGAAGGUUUUCUCCAACCUCCUUGGGUGCAGUGAGUUUUGCUCUAGCACUCCAGUGGAGACAGUCAAUAUAAGCAAUGAACUCAUCUCCUACAAUCAAGACACGCUUUUCCAUAAGGAAAUAGUGACUGCUUAUGUCAACAUGAUCCCUAAUGUGGUUGAUUGCGAGGAUGAACCUUUCGACAGGAUGUCCCAGAUCUCCCCAGACCACGAGAUUGCCACCGACUCAAUGUGUGAGCUGGACUGUGAGGGGGAGAUCUCCCUAGACAAAACAACACCUUUCACUCCAAAUGGUUUACAUUAAAUUGCAUCAUGUCCUGUCUGCUUUUACUGGAUUGUACAACAAAUUACAAACACAGAAUGAAAAGACUAGUGGACUCUAAACUGUAGUUUGGUCAGUCAAUUCACUCCAACUGUGUCUAGCACUUUCAGGGUUUAGAAAUUGUCACAGAGAGUUGAUAAAACAAACUUAAUUCAACAAUCCCAAACUGAGAGAGGAUUAGGAAGUUAAAUCAGCCCUGGGGUGUGAUACUGGGAUAUGAUUGCAGUUAGUGUUUAUAAAAAGCUCUGAAGAUGGAAAGUGCUCUCAAAGCAUAAAGUAUCAUGACUUCUAAGAACAGGGACAGAUGUAAUGACAUGGUCACUAAAAAGAAAAAUUAUUAGAUUGCCUGUCCAGUUCUUGUUUUUGUUUGAAUUUUAUGUGGAGCUAAGGGUUGGAGUGGUGGUGAAUUGGGUGAUUAUUUAAAUACUUGUUUCUGUUUCUUUCAAAACAGUUUCUCUGUAAUUCAUGUGUUUUUCCUAGGCAGCAUUAUUGCUGUUGAUAUCCUUGCCUUGUCCUGAAGAUGAAAAUAAA